Messenger RNA from Ruditapes philippinarum (Manila clam), 1325 nucleotides. RefSeq lists its product as uncharacterized. Lineage: Eukaryota; Metazoa; Mollusca; Bivalvia; Venerida; Veneridae. Bases 831 to 1325 code for a protein of 164 amino acids. The record is from RefSeq and is a predicted model, not a curated record. The transcript is spliced from 3 exons.
ACUUUCGUCGUCUGAAGUCAAUCAGACAAUUGCAUUGAAAUCUCGGAAAUAAUUGGCUGUUUAAUUUAUAUUUUUUAAAUAAAUUCAUUAAAUUUUACGAACAAGGAUGGGUGUUUAUCAUUGAUAAAUUACUAAAUUAAAUUCCUGAUGCUUUUUUUGUUGAGAAUUUAAAUCUAAUGAAAACAUUGAUUUAUCUUUUUGUGAUAAAACUAGAUAUACUUAUUUGUCGACGGCAAACAAAUACCUCGCCGAUAUCUUCAUUCCGAAAGCGUUCGUUGAUACAUCAACUGAAUCGUGCACUUUGUAUUUGUCCGGGACAUAUUUUAAUGGGCGGUUCUAGCUUGAGCACGUGUCUUGCGGUAAAUUUAUUAUUGAGAACAGUGAUACCUUCUCAUAUUUAAUGUGACAUUAUAUUAAGUGAUUAGCGUUGCGGUUUUCAGUAUAUGAUAAUUGGGAAAUUAAUUGUAAAUGAUACUAGAAUAUUUAACGGUGUAUUCAUGCAUGUGAUUAGUUUUUAAUCAUGGAUUAUUUUUUAUUAAUCGGAUAAUUGUAUGAAUAACAAUUUCUAGGAAAACGUAUGUGCAUAACUGCUGACAAUAGCAAAACAGGAAAUUUAGGUUGCAAUUCAUUUCUUAUGUGCCAAGCUUGGCAAGCGCAGGUUAAAAUUUGUGCUAUUUAUUCUACACGGUGUUAGCAAAUUCACGACAGAAGCACUGACAAAUACUGCAGUAGAUUUGUAUGGACUACUAAUAAACGGUGCAUUUUCUGUUGAAAUAAAAAAGUGUGUUAUUUAAUUCCCUGCGUAAGGUAUUUAAACAUUAUUCACCAAAAUGAUGUAUGACACGGGAUCGAGCUCAAGUACACUCAGUUCAAGCUGCGGGAGCAUCGAUGACAGGCUUAUCAGGCCAAGACAACGGGUAAAGAGGAUACGUCAAGACUCAAUCACUUCAGUAUCCACAAAUCCAGACGAAGAGGCUUAUGUCAUGGUGUUACAGAACCGUCAAGGUCUUUAUGCUAACGUCAAAAGUUCUACGUCAUCAUUGAAGGAAGAAAAUGACGUCAUGUUUUUAGUUGGAGAGGACCAAACGCCCGUUAACGGUGUCCGGUCGAUUUUAACCAAAAGGAACAGAUUGCUUGGUCAGUUAAUUACAUCUUUUGAAAAGAAUAAGAAGGCUGUAGAAAUAGCAAAAAGUUCAAAAGUGAAGAAAACCCUAAAAAACUUAAAAAACAAGCUGAUAAAUGCCGGUUACUCCGGGUCGCGGAAAGGGAAGAAAAUUUUGGUUUUUUAUGAAAGAUUUUUUUCCGUUUUUCCAAAGAGUUUAUAA